Chironomus riparius is the source of this 1312-nucleotide messenger RNA. NCBI's taxonomy places the organism in Eukaryota, Metazoa, Arthropoda, Insecta, Diptera, Chironomidae. The record is from the annotation of a GenBank genome assembly.
CUGACAAUUUUACAGCACAAGAGCGAAUUUUCAUUUUCAAAACUUGAGAGGAGAGUUUUGUAAUUUUUUUGUGAGAGUGGAUAUUAAGCUAUUGUCCCCAAAAUUAAGCAGUCUUUAUCGUGAAUUCGCUGUGCAAACAACAAAUCAUUCAGUCAGAAUGAGAUUUAUAUUUUUAUCAAUUUUUCUUUCCACAGUUUUUGUCACUUUUGAGUGCUCAAAAGUAAUCGAAUUAAAAUGCAAUCCAAACUUUGAUGUUCAAUCAAUCGUGAACUUACCUUAUCGGUGCAUCAAUGGACUUUCAUGUUUUUUUGAGGAAAUCCACGUAGAUGAAAGCACAAGCUUAGUUUUAAACUUUGACGAAGCAAAUUACGGACUUGAUUGUGUUGGAUUUGUUAAUAGUACAAUCAGCAAGUUGCCAAGUAAUUUGUUCAACAAGUAUAAAGCUGUAAAUAGUUUAUAUGCAAGUGGAAUUGAUUUACUUCAACUUCCUUCCAACACUUUUGAAAAUGCAUCAAACAUCCUCGACAUGAAUCUCAGUUGGAAUAAAUUGACAAAAUUAGAAGAGAAAGUUUUUACGCCGUGCUCAAAUCUAAGGAAGCUCGUGCUUAAUCAUAAUGAGAUUGAGGAAAUUGAUGUAGAUGCGUUUGACAAGCUUUACCAAUUGGAAGAGCUUGACAUAUCCAACAACAAAUUGAGUUUAAUUCCACAUAAAGCAUUGGCACAAUUGGAACGACUAAGAACUUUGAAUUUAUCAAAUAAUUCAUUCAUCGUUCGUUAUGGACAGUUCCCAAAUUCUCUUGUAACUUUGGAUCUUUCAUACAAUAAGUUGGAAAAUUUCACACUCAAGUCAAUAAUCUCGUUAACCAAAUUAAAAUACUUACACUUGAAUGGCAAUCGAAUUUUCCGUUUUCGUCAGCAUAUCUUUCCUGAUGGCAUACUCGAUGUUCUAAAGUCCUUGAAACAUAUUCAGCUAAGCGAUAAUGAGUUCUAUUGUACAACAUUGGCUGAUAUUUUCAUAUUUAUGGAGAAAUAUAAAGUUACUAUUGAUGUUGUGCCUCAUUUGAUCAUCUUAAACUCUUCAAAUAUUCAUGGUGUUGGAUGCAGGGAAGAAUCAAGAUAUUUGCUGUAAUUUUCCAGUACUUCUGGUUUUUAAAAAUUCACAAGGCGUAUACACUCGAAAAAAAAGUUGGGAUUUUUCGGGAUUUUUGUAGAAAACCUGGGAUUUUUUUCAGGGAUUUUUAAAAUUUUAUAAAUUUUUUUUAUGGAAGUAAAAAUCUUGAAAAUUUGCUCUAAAAUUUUUAAGAGAGUUAUU